This is a messenger RNA of Esox lucius (northern pike), 1825 nucleotides long. It is a transcript of the gene ints12, whose product is annotated as integrator complex subunit 12. The transcript has 7 exons. The record is from RefSeq and is a predicted model, not a curated record. Gene Ontology annotation, cellular component: integrator complex. The coding region runs from base 175 to 1578 and encodes 467 amino acids. Gene Ontology annotation, biological process: snRNA 3'-end processing. Lineage: Eukaryota; Metazoa; Chordata; Actinopteri; Esociformes; Esocidae.
GACUACUGAGAAAAAUAUAAAGGCGUUUCAGCCUGUCAUAACCGGUAAUAACUCACUGGUUUGGGCUACUAUAGCGCAAAUGCCGCUUAAUUUGGCUACUGUAAAUAUUUACAUGUCAUAAUAUUCACACGUUUAUUUGAGAAAUACACGCUAAGGAGUGGGCUCAGUGCGACCAUGGCUGCAUCAGUGAGUCUUGACUUGGACCCCAUUUUCCUAAAAGGACUGGGAUACUUGCACUCAAAGAGCAAAGACUCAGCAGAUAAACUCAGGGCUCUGCUGGAUGAGUCUCUAUCAGGCAGAGGGAGUGACUCCUCUUACCGCUCAACACAGAAGGAGGUUGAGGUGACAAAGGUGUCGUCAGUGUCCAAGAUAAGCCUGAGUAAACAGGACUCAAAGUCCUCCUCCAGCUCCUCGUCGUCCAGCAGCAGCAAGUCCAGCAGCUCGGAGAAGAACAAGAAGGAAGUGGAGAAGAGGUCCUCAGAAAAGGUGAGGGCAGAGCCAGGUGAAGGACCUGAGCCACUUAAGAAGCCUCGUCUGGAGCCUAAACAGCAGGAGAACCGUUCAUCACCUGUCACGGUUCAACCCUUUAGAGACAUCCCCCUACCGGACUUCUCCAGCUUCGAUGCGGAGACCAACGCAGAUGACUUUGCCAUGGAGAUGGGUCUGGCCUGUGUGGUUUGCAGGCAGAUGACAGUGACGUCGGGCAACCAGCUGGUGGAGUGCCAGGAGUGCCACAACCUCUACCACCAGGACUGCCACAAGCCCCAGGUGACCGACAAGGACGUCAACGACCCGCGGCUGGUGUGGUACUGCGCCCGCUGCACGCGGCAGAUGAAGCGCAUGGCCCAGAAGACCCAGAAGCCUCCCCAGAAGCCGGCCCCAGCAGUGGUGUGCGCCGCCCCCGUAAUGAAAGACCCGCUGGUGAAGAAACCAGAGCUUAAGGUCAAACCCGACACAGCCACCACCUUCCAGGCUUUCAAGCGGACUGAGGUGAAGACUUCUGCAGCGGUAUUAGCCAACCCCUCAGCCAGCGGCACCUCCUUGCAGUCAGGUAGCGGCCUCACAGGAUGGGCCGCCUUCGGCGCCAAGACCUCCACUGCGGGGCCCGGCGCCGGCGCCAAACCCGGCUCGUCUGGGCCAAGUGGGGGAAGCAAGGGCUCCCCUGCCACGACCCCGCCGGCCCAGAAACCCGCCGGACUCUUGGGGCUGACGGGCUCAAAGUCAGGAGGCGGACCGGUCGGCGGCGGAACCAAGGCGCCCGGAGGCAACGGCGGCAACGGCGGGAACAGUUCCGGCUCCUCGUCCCUGAAGCCUCCUCCGCCCCUGACCCUGGGAAAGCAGACCCUGAUCCGCUCCUCCAGCGGAGAGAACCAGGGGAGGGGGACAAGCCCGGGGUCCUCCCCGAGCGGGUCUCAGCCCGGCCUGGGAGGCAACGGCGGAGGGCCCGCGGGCAACGGAGGAGGGAACGGUAACGGGUCGAAGGGGGCGUCCGCCACGUCCCAGGAGUCUCAGCUCAACGCCAUGAAACGCCUGCAGAUGGUGAAGAAGAAAGCGGCACAGAAGAAGCUGAAGAAGUGAGUGGAACGAGAGGAGCGAGGACGAGACAGGUUUGUAUGUGAAACGUGGUGGCAAUUGCCAGAGCGUCGUAUUCGCUGUAACAUGGAUAUAACGUCGUCCGGUUGAAUACUUGAAUUUCACUGUAACGUACGAAAUGCUGCUGGAGCUCUGGUGAAAGCGGUCUGUGGUAACAAUGUGCCUCUUUGUUCUGUCAACUCAACCACGUCACUGAAAUUACUUCUUUUUUUUUUUUUUUUUUUUUAUGGAC